Messenger RNA from Drosophila virilis, 3108 nucleotides. Lineage: Eukaryota; Metazoa; Arthropoda; Insecta; Diptera; Drosophilidae. The record is from RefSeq and is a predicted model, not a curated record.
AUGGAACACGAGGAUAAUGCGCACUUCGACAAUUUCUUGCAAAAUCGCCUUGCGGAGAGUCUGCAAAACGCUGGCAGCGCCGGCAAUGCGGCAGACGUUGCUGCCGAGCUGGUGCCCAACAUUGGCCCCAAGUCUGUUGGCAGCAGCAGCGACGCAUACAUGUCGCUCGGCAUGGACUUGAGCCUGGGCAAUGGCGUUGGCAGCGCAGCCGGCUUCAGAGCAGCUGCUGCUGCUGCAGCUGCCGAAGAAGAAGAGGACGUCGAGGUGAUUAAGCAUGAUGGCGACUUUUCAAGCAACUCGAACACGACCACAACUUCAACCACGGGCGAAGUGGAGCCGCAGCCAAAGGAGGCGUCGCUGCCAAAAGCAGAGCAACUGCAGCCAGAUGACGCCGACGCAGAUGAGGAGGAUGAGCCAAGCUCCGUGGCAACCACCUACGGCACUAGCAGCCUCAGCGAACAACAACAAGAACCGGAACAACUAGCCAGCGAUGUACAAGCAGAGCAUUUCGAUAACAAGGAGAAUGUUCAUCCAACUGGUCAGGAGCCGUCUGGGCUAGAUUUGGAGCUGGAUCUGGAGCCGCACUCGCAACUAAAUCCCAAUGCUGUUGAAUUUGUGCCACACUUUGGCUCGCAGCCAGCUUCGCCGGCACCUGCCGAGCCACUGCAGACGCUGGGGCGCCAACUGUUGGCCGACGAUCUGGUCGCUGAGAGUCCACGCAAAGGCGCACGCGACUGCAACAUGGACACCAUUGCGCUGCCGGAUGAGUGCGAGUUCGACAAUGGAGCCGACAGGCGUCCGCACGAGCUGGAGCAGGAGGAUGACACGUUCCCCGGCGAAGCGGAUCUGACUACCGCCGAGCAGCUCCAGAAUGGCAGCGAGAUCUAUCAGCAGCUGGAGCAGCGCAUCGAUCAUGGUCCGGAGACCAGCGUUGACUUGGACGCCGACUUGGAUGCAAGCUUGGAGUUGCAGGAGUCACAUGAAGAUAACAACUUUGUGCCCACACAGCUACAAGACGACAUUAUGAAGCAAUCCAUUUACGGCGAAUCCAACUCGAAUGCCCCAAUUGAAGACAUAUUGAAUUCGGUGCAAACGUUGCCGCAGCAGACGCCAGGCGAGGAGCCGCUCAAGGAGAAGGAGCUGCUCAAUGUGGAGGAGAAGGAGCUUGUUUCCCAAUCACCCUCCAUUGAGGAGCUGCAUCAGCAGCAGCCACAUCAGCUGAUCGAUCCCAUGCAGGCCUCUUUCUAUUUGGAGCACACCUCCAGUGAUGCAUUCGCUCAACAGGAUCACGAUCAGGAGCAGAGUCUGCUGCUGGACACCAGUGCGCCCAUGUUCAGUCCGGAUUCGCCCGAACACGAAGAAGCGGCUGCAACAGCCACGACCACCACGCUUGAGCUUCAGCCAGAGCAAGCAGACAUUGUGGACAUAACACCGUCACCUCUGUCCUCCUCCACCGAGGAGAAACACCUUGUCGAAGAAACAAAGGAGCAGCAGCAGGAGCCACUCUUGUUGUCGGACGACUUGGACAAUCAUUUCAAUGCCGGUGCUCCGCCCCAGCAGCGUCUCUUCCAGGAGGAGCUGCAACAGGUUGCGGAGGAACCAGCUUUCAAACAAGAAACACAAGCAAACUACGACGAACUGAAACUUCAGGAUGAACUCAUCGAGGAGGUGUCAUAUUCGCAACCUCUCAACACCGAGCCCGCACCCUACACAAAUGGUCUGGCCAGCAUUGAGACACCAGAGCCAACACCCGAAGCACACAAUGAGGAAGCGUCAAAGCCCGUGGCCGACACUGAGCCGCUUGUGGAUCAGCCGAUCGUACCGGAGCCAGUUGUGGAACAGAUUGCUGAGCCUGUGCAGCAGGAGGAGACAUCUGCUGUGUUGCCCAGUGAGCCCAGCGAGCCAGCUGCCGCUGAGGAGCCAGCCGAGGUGGCACCAGUGGCUGAUCCCAAGAUCAAGGCCAGCCCCACUGAUGCAGCCAAGAAGCCGGCCGGCAAGACUGCAACAACUGCAGCAACCGGCGCAGCAAGCAAGGCGAAGCCGUCGCCCGCUGCAAUUACCAAGAAGAGCACAGUGGGUGCCACAGCAGCUGCUGCGUCCAAGCCGGCCGCAGCACGCCCACGCACCGCUCCGGCUGCUGGCGCAGCCAAAACAGGCUCUUCCACAACAACAGCAACAACUACAACGACAACAACUGCAGCCAAGGCGGGCAGCACAACCGCACGCAAGCCGCUAACGGCCAGCAAUGCAGCUGGCAAGCCGGCACCGCGUUCCACCAGCAGCACGCUGGCCGGCGCACGCCCGGGCACAGCACCGGUCAGCAAGACCGCCAGCAGCCUGAGCAAGACCGCUGCCAAGCCGGCAACAACAGCCGCUGCACGCAGCACCACCAGCACCGCAAGCACAGUUCGCAAGUCAGCAACCAGCACGAACAGCAACGGCACCACAGGCACGGCCACAGCCACAGCCACCAAGUCGCGGCUGCAGGUGACGGCCAGCAAGUCGGCUACCACCAGCAGCAGCACUGGCUCCACCACACUGGCUGCCAAGCCGAAGACGCUUUCGCCGCGCAGCACCUUGUCUUCGACGCUGCGCAAAACGGCGCCAGCCACUGGCACUUUGUCGGGUACGCGCAGUCCCACUAAACCGCUGGCCAAUGGCGCGACCAAGCCCAGCACAACUACCAGCAGCAUUGGCAGCAGCACCAGCAGCACGCGCCGCACCCAGCUGUCCGCGGGCAGCGGUGCUGCCGUCGCCCAGCGCAAGUCGUCGCCGCUGAAGAAUGCUUCCAGCAGCUCGCCGUUGAAACCGAAAGCCAAAGAAACCGCUAAAACGUCACCAGCUGCUGGCAUGAAAAUCAAGCGACCCACAACAGGCACCACACCGGCCAAGGCAGCAGCUGUUGCAGCAGCACCAGGAGCACCGGAAGCAGCACCAGAGGCACCGCCAGCAGCCGAGACUGAAGCAACAGCUACUGCUGCCAAUGGCAUAAACGAACUGGAACAGAAUGGAAAUGGUUUGCACGAUGCUCUGGAGGCGGCGCAAGAGGCGCUGCCCAAUUUGGAGCAACAGCAGCAAAAUCCGGAGGUGGCACUGCUAGAUUUCUAG